AUGCCAGCUGCGGGGGCCUCGCCUCCGUGGCUUACGGACGUCAUCGACGACUCCGGCAGAGGCGUAGUCGACGGCUUCACCACCGCGAUGCUCCGCUCGCCCGUCGAGAUGGGAGCCAUCAUGGACCAGCAGGCACAUAUUAAGCCCUACAUGGACGUGAGGCUCAAUAGGGACAGGUUGCUAUACUACCAGUUCGUCCGCGACCUAUUCGAGUCCAAUCUCGUGGAUUUCGGGACGGACGCUUUCGAGACCGUUUACCCGUUCUUCGUACGCAAGAAGUCGGGCAAGCAGCGGCUCGUGUGGGACUGCCGGGUGGCCAACAUCCGCUGGCGCAGUCCGCCCAAGAUCCGCAUGGCGAGUGGCUCGGCGUUCGCAGGUUUGCAGAUCCCGACGGAGCUGCAGGAGCACGGCAUGUGGGGUGCCGGCUCCGAUAUCGCGGACUACUUCUUUUGGCUCGCCAUGCCGCCUGACCUGCGGCCCUUCUUUGCGCUGCCGCCUGUGCCAGGCGCUCUGUUGCUCGAGUGGGGUGUCCCCGCUGCUUUGGGCGGGGCGCUCCAUGGCCUUUUGGAGGUCAGACCUCGCCUUCGCUCCGUGCCGAUGGGCUGGACUUGGGCGAUGUGGCUGGCGCAGCGUGUCCACAUACAUCAGAUCUGUCUAGCGUUGCCCUGGGCGCCCUCGAGACUCAUGGAGGAGGGGGCCCCUGUUCCUGAAUGGCGCUCGGAUCUCCCGGUUCUGAAUGUGUAUUGUGACAACCUAAUGGUUCUGGCGACGUGCCCCAAACUGGCGAGGGAGACUCGGGAUGCCGUCAUUGUCCAGCUCGUCAAGUCAGGCUUUGUCGUUCACGAGGUCUUCGGUCCUGUUAGGCAGUUCACCGCUCUGGGUUACUAUAUCGACGGGGACGCUAUGAAGGUCUGGGUCGAUCCGAUGCGCAGGGAGCGAAUUGCCGCCGCUGCCCGAGCUCUGGCGCGACGGCCUCGGAUUACAGGUUUGGCGCUGAGUCGGUUCAUCGGUCAUUGCAUUGCCGCCUUUCUCAUCUUCCGCCCGGGCCUCUCGGUAUUUAGGCGCAUGUAUGACUUCGCUGCUAAGUUGGGGGCCGCUCCAGGACGUCUCUGGACUGAGGCCGCUCACGAGGCUCGUCAGAUAUCGUAUCUCAUCCAGGUCACCAUGUCGGAUCUCUGCCUGGAGUGGUCGGAGAGGGUCCUCGCUACCGAUGCGUGCCUGUCGGGGUUUGCCGUUGCUGCUACGCGUUGGCCUCAGGAGGUCAUCAAGGAGUACGGGUCUGUCCGAGAGAAAUGGAGGUAUCGGAGUCGUCUGCCGUCUGCGACUGCACCUCGCGAUGCUGCCCUGCCUGCCUUCGGCGACCCCUUCAGUGACAUCAACACCGUAAAGACCAUCGCCGAGCCGAAAGCUAUUUCGACGUACGAGCCGAACCCCGAUUUCGCCGAGAUCGACCCGCGAUACCUCGGCAAGGAAGACUGGAAGUUGCAGUAUGCCUCAAGGCGACACCUCUUACUUGGGGACAAUCUGGGGACUGUGCUGGCCAUGGAGAAGGGCAGGUCGUCGUCUUUCUCUCUCAACAAGUCAUGCCGUAAGACCGCAGCCUUUUCAGUGGCUUCGGGGUCGCGCUACGUGUACCGCUGGAUCCCCUCAGAGAGCAACCAUGCCGACGAGGGCUCCCGCCUCUGGGAGCCGCGCCGGCGCUCCGCCUGUGCAGCGGACCCUCCGCCCGGCGCAGGGGCCACCAUCUCGCUCGCGGAGUGGCUGGAGCUGGACGAAGAGGCCGUGGAGGGGCGGGGCACCUUCCUCGAGUCCAGUUCGGUGAGCACCAAGACGUACAAGGAUUACGAUCAGCGCCACUCGGAUUUCCAGGAGUGGAUCGCUCAGAACCGGCUGUCGAUCAAGUUGGAGAGGCAGCCCGACCUCGUGCUCACGGACUACAUCAACCACAUGUGGUCGACGGGGCACGACGUCUCGGAGGGAUCGAAGGUGCUGGCUGCGUACAUGUACUUCUACCCCGACUACUCGAAGGCCGGGAGGAAUGUGCUCCCGCGGGCCCGCAAGGCCCUCCGGGGCUGGAGGAGGCUCGAGCCGGGCAGGACCAGGCCGCCGAUCCCGCUGCACCUGCUCGCGCUGCUGUGGCUCGAGAUGAUCCACAUGGGGUCCCCUCUCAUGGCUCUGGCGCUGGUCACGAUGUGGGUCGCAUACCUGCGGCCAGGGGAGGCCAUGAGGUUGAAGGAGAAGGCCCUAGUCUCCCCGCCGCGCACUUCUGCUUCGGCCCUGUGGAGUCUGCACAUGCACGAGGAGCUGGAUCAGCACCCUUCCAAGGUCAACCUCUUCGAGGAGAGCCUGGUGCUGGACUCGGCCGACCUCCCAUGGCUGGGAGACCUGCUGGCAGGACUCAGGAAGGGGCAACCAGACAGGCUGUUCUUCGAGUUCAAGUACCCGCUCCUCGGCCAGGCUAUGUUGGGAGCGGCCAAGAAGGUCGGUCUGGAGAAGCUCAAGAUCACCGCUUACCACAUGAGGCACUCCGGCCCCAGCCACGACAUCCUGUUCAAGAGAAGAUCGUUGGCAAGCGUCAAGGCGCGGGGUCGGUGGCUCUCCGAUCGCACGGUGAGGCGGUACGAAGCCCACGGGCGCCUCCUCCAACAACAGGCAAAGGUCUCGGACGACACGAACAUGAAAGGUGCCCUGGCUUUAGACAAGUUGAAGGACGCAUUCCACACCUCUUUGUUCCCACGGGCCGCCGCCUCGUCCAGGGGUGCCGGGCCGUCGAGGUCUUCUCAGGCUGUGGGAGGCUCUCGCAAGCUCUCGCCUGCGCCGGUGUCCCAGCAGAGGCCUGGGACAUCGAGCAAGGCGAGGCGGCUGAUUUUUUGA
Molecule: messenger RNA, 2874 nt
Organism: Prorocentrum cordatum
Lineage: Eukaryota; Dinophyceae; Prorocentrales; Prorocentraceae
Source: the annotation of a GenBank genome assembly